AAGCUCUGUGCUCUGAUCUGCCCGCUCCGAUGGGCUUUCAUGCCCGUGCAAGCAAUGCUGGGCAUCCUGAGGGCAACACGGGUUCCUGCCGCCAUUGAUCUCAGCCUCUUCAACGACCACCCAUCGACCAUAUCGGCCAACGCAGGUGAGACUCAGGACAAGCUCACCUCAACCUUACUGAUGGCUCAUGGAUCAUCAGCCAAUGAGAGGUGCUAGAUUCCAAAAAGGGCGCUAAAAGACGACCGAAUGCAAGCGGCCCAAGGACGACUGGCAGAUAUGAGAGUGGUUGUCGUCUGUGCCCUGCUAUCCCUCCUCUCUGUGUCACAUGCCUGUCCAAAGGAGUGUAGCUGCAACAGCAACACCAAAGUAGUAGACUGCCGGGGUCAAGGUCUGUAUGACAUCCCCCGACGACUGCAUCCCGACACCCAAGAACUGUAUCUGCAAGAUAACCGUAUCCGGGGGCUGGGAUCGAUGGCGUUCAGAGAUAUACCCCUUGUCCGCAUCCUCGAUUUGUCCAACAACUCUAUAACAUCCAUUUCACCAACGGCUCUGCUGGGUCUCCGGACUCUCCAGCGGCUCAGCCUCGCCCACAACAGCCUGAGAGAGCUCGACAAGCGGUUGCUUGGAUCUAUACGCUCGCUAUCACACCUUGACCUCUCGCACAACAGCCUGUGGGGUUUACCUGGAGCCAUGGGGGACAAUUUGAGGAACCUCAGCCGCUUGGGGCUCGCAUACAACAGGCUCACACGGAUGGACCGCUCCCUGUUGGAGGCUCUGACCCGCAUGGACAGCCUCACGCUACGAGGAAACCCCUGGAGGUGUGACUGCCAACUCAUAGGCUUCAAACUCUGGCUGGAGACCUACCUCUUUAAAGGUGGAGUGGUGGACGAGGUCCUUUGCACCCAGCCAGAAGACAUGAAGGGCAGAGAACUGCAGAAAGUCCCUUACCAGCUCUUUCAUGCCUGCAUGACCACGAGCUACCAUUACCUGUUCGCCAACAUCCAGCACCUGGAGUCGGAGAGGCUCCUGCGAGGCCACACCCAUGGCAACCACGCUCAUCCCUCAAGCCAUACUCUCCACGUCCCCAUGGCCAUGGGGGAGGGCUUCGGCGGCGGGGGAGGCGGAGGAGGCGGCCUGCCAGAGUGUGAACCUAAGCAGAGGCCGCGGCCUGUCAACUUGCGCCACGCCAUUGCCACAGUGAUCAUCACCGGCGUGGUGUGCGGAAUCGUGUUACUGAUGAUGCUGGCUGCAGCGGUGUAUGGCUGCGCCUACGCCGCCAUCAUGGCCAAGUAUCAGCGGGAGCUCAAGAAGAACGAGCAGCUGGCAGCGGUGCGGGGGGCAGAUAAGGCCCGAGCGGACGAGAAGGAACCACUGGAGAACGCUAUUGCCUAGGGGAUGAAAACAUAAACCCUGGACUUUCAAAAACCUGGGGCUCAACCCUUUAACCUUAUCGUCUCCGGGUGUCAUGUGUGUGCUUGUGCAUGUAUGUUUGCGAGAAAAAAAAGAAAGAAAAGAGAGUGUGAAAUUCUUUCUGUGCGUAUUGUGUGUUUACCUCAUUUCUGAGACUUGGGUAGCUAAAUUCCGCAGGUAUUUGACUAUGCACUGAUGAUAGUAUCGUGUACUGUGUGCGGGUUUGAUGGGCAGGCCAAAGAAAUCAAACGUAUCAAUUCCAUUUUGUCUAAGAAAUGUAUAUCAGAGAUAGGAACAAAUUGCUAUAUAUUUAUAAUUGUGUAUUUGUAGGUAUAGUAGUAGAGCAAUGCUAUUUAAAAAAAAAGUGACUUUCAGAAUUUGGUUGUCUUUUGGUUGUUGUUCAUUAUUUAGAGUCUGAGGUAACUUUGAAAACUCAUGUGUAGGCAGCUGCUGUCAUGUUAAGAUCUGUCCUAAGUUUCUCGUAUCAUUAACGUGAGUGUGUGAGAAAAAAGAAUGGAAGUGUCUGUGUCAGUGUUUCAUGUGUGUGUGUGUGUGAGUGAGUGAGUGAGUGGAGAAGUACAUUGUAUGCACAUAUUUACAGAUGAUUUAAGUCUGUGCCUAAUAAUGUGAUAUCAUUUUGAGGAGGAAACAUGUUUUCAUAAAAAAGGAUAUUUUUCUGACAACUGGAGUGGAGGUGGGGAAUUCGUUGAAGCAAUAAUGAAACAAACUAAAAUGAAAACAACAACAAAACCUGGACUCAGCCUUGUUGCUUUUCUAUGACUUUCAUUAUGUCACACAAUCUUUCAGAAGCACACUUUUUGAGAUCAGUCUUACUUGUGAGUUAAUAACGGUAUGUCCUCGGUAUGUGUGUUAUAUAAUAUAAAGGGGAGAUGUUUUAAUUGAUUACUGUGUGUAAACUGACAAUCUAUUUGAGAAGGCAUGCAUCCUUACAUGGAGAAAGCUUCAUUAAAAGAGGGGAUAUUUUGUCUCCUUUUAAGUAAUUUUUACUGAUAGAGUGCACCUCUCUAAUUGUUUACAUGAAGAACUCUACAAUUGGGAUUGUGCUGUUUUAAUGAUGUCAAUAUCAGAAGAAAAGCUCAACUCAACAAUAUUCUAUUCUGCAAACUGAAAAAAAAAUAUUUUCUGAAGCCACUCAACUAAACAGAAAAACGUGUUUAUCGAAAAAGCAGAAGAAUAUCCGUCAUUUGAAGUGUUGCGGUGGGAAUCCUGAGUGGUCAUUGCAUGGGUGUUUCUGUCCCUCUCAGUUCAGCUUGGUUCUACUGUGACAUGUUCUGUUUUUUUGGGGGGUUAAUGAAGUUGAAAC
Pleuronectes platessa (European plaice) is the source of this 2734-nucleotide messenger RNA. RefSeq names its product leucine-rich repeat and transmembrane domain-containing protein 1 (gene lrtm1). NCBI's taxonomy places the organism in Eukaryota, Metazoa, Chordata, Actinopteri, Pleuronectiformes, Pleuronectidae. The transcript has 4 exons. The record is from RefSeq and is a predicted model, not a curated record. Gene Ontology annotation, molecular function: protein binding. Bases 247 to 1392 code for a protein of 381 amino acids.